Trichoderma asperellum CBS 433.97 is the source of this 738-nucleotide messenger RNA. RefSeq lists its product as uncharacterized. Lineage: Eukaryota; Fungi; Ascomycota; Sordariomycetes; Hypocreales; Hypocreaceae. The record is from RefSeq and is a predicted model, not a curated record. Gene Ontology annotation, molecular function: oxidoreductase activity.
AUGUCGAGAAAUGUUAAAAGCCAGCUUGGCUUCCUCAAGAGAGACAAGCUGUAUGAGACCGUGAGGCCUUAUAGUUGUCGAUACACUCCACACGAUGGCACUCCGCGUCAUAAUUUGACGGUGGAAAUGGUAGACGUAACUGUCCACGAUGCGAGGCCACUGAACCCCACCAUCGAAGAGAAUGGCUUCACACUGGCUUCGUUCCCCACUGAGAUGGCUUACCAGGAUUACGCUGAUGGCGAGAGGAUUUCUAGCAUUUAUGUGCCAGAAUUAGAGAACCAUAUUCGCGCUUUAUUGCAAGCGCCUCAUGUUAAAGUGAUUGACUAUGCAGUUCGGCGACGGCAUCCCACUUUCCCAGUUUCGACUGGAUCAGAAUAUGUUGAUCAACAGCCAGCUAGGCUCGUCCAUAUUGAUUUCUCUCACGAGGAAGGCAGGCGAAUGUUACAAACUCUUUCCGGAGAGCGUGCACAAGAAGUUCUCCAGCAUCGCUGGCAAAUCAUCAAUAUCUGGAAGCCUCUUAAGGGGCCUCUAUUCGACUGGCCUCUGGCUGUUUGCGACGCUCAAACCUUUGAUGUGGCUCGUGACUCCCAGGUCUCGGACGCUGUAUAUCCGACAUGGGCCUACGAGAAUGUGCUUGUUCACGCACACGCUGACCAAAAGUGGUACUACUUCUUUAUUGUGUUUUACUUUGAUGGGGUUUGGAAAAGAAUACGGCAAGAAAGGUUGGCUGGAGCAUGA